Messenger RNA from Suillus discolor, 654 nucleotides. RefSeq lists its product as uncharacterized. Lineage: Eukaryota; Fungi; Basidiomycota; Agaricomycetes; Boletales; Suillaceae. The record is from RefSeq and is a predicted model, not a curated record. The transcript has 3 exons. The coding region runs from base 10 to 318 and encodes 102 amino acids.
AAAUCAUUAAUGCGUUUCUUCUCUGCAAUUGUCCUCGCCGUCGUUGCUGCAGUAGCAUCAUCGAUCUCUGCCAUGCCCGCUGACGCGGCUGGCGCCAAAGAUUGUCCCAGGUUUUGCUUUUUUGACUCGCAAUGCGCGGCCUGCCCUACUGCAUGGCAGAUCUAUUUUAUAUGUUUAGUGAGUCGUGCUUCUGGGCACAUUGGUGCAGUAUGGCUGUUGGCACUGGCUCAAACGCGCGAGUUAUUAGUGAUAUGUAGAAUUGAUCAACGCGCAUCAGGAAGACAUCAGCCCACUUACAGGGCCAGCUCUUUGCAAUGAAGACAUUAAGUUAUGGUGCUGCCAGAUAUCCAAGUUGCAGGUGAAUACCACAAACUGGUCAUAAUACCGGACAGUAAACAGGUGCAUAGUACAUGGAGUAAUAGCUCGAGACAGCAAGCUACCGUUGAUCAUCGCAUUUGACCUUUUUUCUGAUAUGGAACUGAAACGUGUUUUUCUGCAUCGUAAUCUACGUACUUACUUGAUAUGAAACUUGAAGCUUGAGAGUUUAGCACCUCAGGCCUCAAGUUUGAGGCGCCAGGCUCUUACAUGGCUGUUGGCUGUUGAACGUUAACGUUGAACUAGGGUCUUGAUUGACUCCGAGUCAGACUUGGAUCU